AUGAACUGCACGGCGUUUAACCAAACGGACGGCGGCAUGUUUUCUAACCGGACUGAGGAGAUGCUGUGCUGUAACUUCUCCUCGGUGGUGACGGAUGAUGGAUUUGCGGCGGCUGCACAGGACGAUGAGCGCAGUGUGUUCAUCAUGCGCGCAGUUCAAAUCGCAGUCAUGUGCGUGCUCUCCCUCACCGUCGUGUUCGGCAUCUUCUUCCUUGGCUGUAACUUGCUCAUCAAGUCUGAGGGCAUGAUUAACUUUUUGGUGACGGACCGGAGACCGAGUAAAGAAGUGGAAGCGGUGAUUGUGAGCGUUUAUUAGCGCGCAACAGCGCCGGAAAUCUUGGAGACGCCAUGCACAGACGCACCUGUUUCUGCAGUUUACACAGAUCAAGCUGUGUUCUAAACUGCACAAUUAUUUUUCCCAAACAGUUCUGCAUAGUGCUGUUUAACGCACUGUCUGGGGUGCACCAUACUCCUGCGUUGUGUGUGAUGGAGAGACCCUGCGAGUUCGUACUUAGCCAAAGUGUUUAAAUACUCACACCGCUGAACUUCCAAAAAAAAACACCUUAACUAUUUAGAACCAGAACUAUUAUAUUGAUGUUAAAUUCAAAUCAAUUUUAGGAAAGUAUUUCUUUUUAGCGCGCUGAAAGUGUUCCACACACCGUGCAUGUUUUACAGUCUGCUCCAGGCAGUGGUUCAUUUUAAAGUUUCUUAUUUUAUGUAUGUUACAUUUUUGUAAAACUGAA
Molecule: messenger RNA, 742 nt
Organism: Trichomycterus rosablanca
Lineage: Eukaryota; Metazoa; Chordata; Actinopteri; Siluriformes; Trichomycteridae
Gene: rprma
Product: reprimo, TP53 dependent G2 arrest mediator candidate a
Exons: 1
Coding region: 1-315 (104 amino acids)
Source: RefSeq, a predicted model, not a curated record